AGUUGCUGCCGAACCUGCAGAGUUUCUUCAGCACUUUCUGUUUAUAUUUCAGGUUUUCCAGCCUCCAUAGUGUUUUGUUUGUUUCAGACACGGGGAGCCGCUGAGCCUCUCGGUGCCCGUGAGGCCUGUACCAACCGCCGGAAGAUUUCAACGGAUCGUUCCUCACGCGACUGUCGGCCGGUUGGCGGGGGAACUCAAGUGCGAAGCUCGGGGAGCAGCCGGCGCUCGGCCUGGCGGGACCGGAAGCGGGUCGGGGCGGCCGCUUUGAGCGGGAAAUUUAAGGGAAGAAGGGUGGUAGCAGAGAGUGGGUCGGAUUUUGUGUUGUCGCUGUCGCUCUGGAGACGGGACCGGAAGUGGCUCGACUUUUUUUGCAGCCGUCAGAAUGCUCCGGACUGCUUUCCAAUAGCUGACGGUUGUACUAUAUAAUGAAGUGGAAUGGCAUAUGAUGAUCAAUCAUCACACGAGCUGUGUUUGAUAGAUAAGACUAUCGCCAGCUUGCUAGAGGUACCUUUAAGCCCACAGAUUCGCACACUCAAUCUUCACUGUAAUCAAAUCACCAGAAUUGAAGCCCUUGGCCAAUUGCAGCAGUUGCAACACCUUGAUCUCUCCUCCAAUCAGAUUACUCGUAUUGAAGGAUUGGACGCAUUGGUGGCCUUACGCACACUAAAUCUAUCCUGUAAUUUUAUAACCAAAGUAGAAGGACUUAAUGGACUUAUCAAUUUAACAAGAUUGAAUUUAUCAUACAAUCAUAUUACUGACUUAAGUGGCUUCUUGCAUCUUCAUGGUGUUGGUCACAAGUUAAGUCUUGUAGAUCUGCACAGUAAUAGUAUAAGUAACUUGAAUCAUCUGCUGCAGUGCAUGGUGGGACUGAGCCUCUUAACAGAUCUUACUCUGAUGAAAGAUGGAAGAGGUAACCCAGUGUGUCAAACUCCAGAUUACAGAGAAGUAAUGCUUCGAUCUCUAACUCAGUUGGUUGUACUAGACGGACUAAAGCGGUCUGGUGAAUCUACCCAUUCAAAUCAAGGAGUUCCCUUAGAUCUGCCUGCUUUAGAAGACUACUUGGAGUAUUUAGUAUCGUCAGAAUCUAGCUUAAAUAUGGAAAAGGUUUCAGGGGUACCACCCGUGAUCACUCCGAGGAUUGAUCAGGUACUUGCUCAAUAUCGUCUGCGUUCUGUGGGAACUGAUCCUGUAGCAGCAAUGUCUGCCACAGACUCUAGUUCAUCUCUGGAAGUGGAGAAAUACAGGAGUCACAACACUGUCAACGUAUUCAAUGAAAUAAGAAUAAAGAAACUGGAAAAACAGAUUUCCCAGUUGUUGCAACAGGUUCCAACUUCUUCCAAUGCAGUAAAAGCAAAGCGAGACAUUGAUUAUACCUCUGAGAGUGAAACUGAGAGCUGUAAAGAAAAUUGCAAAAAAGAAACCAGACGAACAAAGACUGAAACCUCCAAACAACGAAGUGCCAGACAGAUGAAAAUCAAAAAAUCUGACAGAAGCAAGCAACCUUGCCUACGAAAAUUGAAAUUGUCUAACAACCAACCCAGAGGUGAAGACUUCUCCAGCAGUUCACCUGUGGAAUCUGCUGAGCUCCACAUAGUAGGAUGCGCACCCAGAAAUAUGUCAGCCAUGCAAAAACCUCAACACAAAUCACAAGACAGCAAAAAAACGAGUACAACUGAGGAGUCCACAUAUAGGAUCCUUAUUCAAGAGUUGGACCAAGAAAGAGAGAUGAGAUGGAAAGCAGAGCAAACUGUGAAACAGUUGAUAGACCACACAAAAGAACUACAAAAUCAGGCAAAUGAGAAAAGGGAUUUUCAUAACAUGGCUGUACAUACCACAGACAGGUUAAAAGAGCUGCUAAUGAAUGAGAAAGAAGCCAGAAACCAAUCACAAGCUUAUAUUGCAGAGUUAAAGAAGAAAAUAGGGAUGCUUACAGAAGAAUUAAGAAAGUCAAAGGCUAUAGAAGAUGAUCAACGCAAGCUCCUAAAAUCACAUGAAGAAACAAUUCUGAAGUCAGACUCACAAAGGCUGCAGCAACAAGCUAUAGAGAUGAAACGAAUUCAAGAAGCAGAGCUAAAAGCCUCUGCUGCUCAAAGAGAAGGAGAGUUACUGCAGAUUUCCCUCAAACAGCAGAAAGGAAAGGUUCAAGAGCUCCAGGAGCUUCUUGCUUCCAGAGAGCAAGUGCACAGGAAAGAAGUGGAAUCUAGAGUUACUUUGACUGGACCAGAAUUUCAAGCUGCUUUGUCCAGAGAGGUGGCAAAAGAAGAGGAGAAAUAUGCUCAGCGAUUGAAAAGGUAUCAAGAAAAAAUUGACCUAUUAAAUCAGCAGUAUGUGUCUUUGGAGGAUGAAUUUCGCAUGGCUCUGACAAUUGAAGCAAACCGAUUUAAAGAGGUAAAAAGUGGGUUUGAUCAUGUGACAUCAGAUCUAGCAAGCACCAAGCAGGUUCUUGCUCAGACACAGCAGAAGGAAAAACAGUCAGGAACUUUGGUUCAGGAAUUAACCACCAUGGUGAAAGAGCAGAAAGCUAAGAUAGCAGAACUGGCAAAAUCCAAGCGGGAAACUAUUUCAGAGCUGAAGAGCCGGUUGAGGGCACUGGAACACAUAGCUGAGGAAGAGAAGAAGAAAACAGUUCAGAUUGAACUACUUAAGCAGGAGAAGUCUAGACUGAUUUCACAGCUAACUGCUCAGGAGUCUGUGAUUGAUGGCAUGCGGGCUGAGAAAAGAAUAUGGGGACAGGAGUUAGCGCACCAAGGCAGUUCUUUGGCUCAAGACAGAGGAAGGCUCCAAGCAAGGAUUGAAAUGUUAACGUCAGAGAUGGAGUUUCUGAAAAAACAAAAUGAACAGGAUAUGAAUACUUUGAAAAUAAAAACAAAGGUCAUAGAUGAUCAAACAGAAACUAUUAGAAAACUUAAAGAAGGUUUGCAAGAGAGAGAUGAACAGACAAGGAAAAUACGUGAGGAAAAUCUGCAGGAUAAAAGAGCCUUCCACGAGCAAUUACGGGAUGAAACUGCAGUAUCUCAAGAUCUCAAAGAAAAAGUGGAGAGCCUUACAGACCGCAAAAGAGAACUAAAGCUGCAACUUGAAGAAAAAGAAGCUGAGUUGGAGAAGACAAAAAUGGCUUUUAGUGUUGCUAAUAAGAAAUGGCAGGACAAAGCUGAAAUACUGACAAAGCUGGAAACACAGGUCAAACAGAUGAAAGAAACCUUUGAUGCCAAGGAAAAAAAACUUGUUGAAGAGAGAGACAAAGCCUUGCAAGCUAAGAAGGCUGCAGCAGAAAAAAUUCAUUCCAUGGAUGAUGCAUUCAGGCACCAGCUUGAGACCAUAAGGGUAGCUCAACAGGCUGAACUGGCACAAUUGACCAAUGAAAAGCAAAAGGAAAUUGAAGCAGCAAAAGAAAAGGUCUAUGAAGUGGAGGAAGAAAUGCGGCAGCUUCUCCAAGAAACAGCAAAUGCCAAAAAAUCCAUGGAGGAAAAGAUUCGGAAGCUGACCAGUGCCCUCAAUGAUAUUAAAGAGGGAUUAUGAGGCUACAACAGACAAGAAUCCAAUAAUAAAACCCAAGUUACUAAAUUGCUAUUGUUUCAAAAAUUACCGUCAUCUCCAUUUGAAUGCUUGGAUAGUGAUUCUUCUUUGGCUUAUUACCCAGCUUGAUGUAAUGUGGAAUACAGACUAAUAUGAUCUAAAUUCCGUUCCUGAUCUGUGCUGUCUCUUGUCAGCCAAAUAGAACAUAGAACAUUACAGCACAGUACAGGCCCUUCGGCCCUCGAUGUUGUGCCGACCUGUCAUACCGAUCUCAAGCCCAUCUAACCUACACAAUUCCAUGUACAUCCAUAUGCUUACCCAAUAACAAUUUAAAUGUACCUAAAGUUGGCGAAUCUACUACCGUUGCAGGCAAAGCGUUCCAUUCCCUUACUACUCUCUGAGUAAAGAAACUACCUCUGACAUCUGUCCUAUAUCUUUCACCCCUCAAUUUAAAGCUAUGCCCCCUCGUGCUCGCCGUCACCAUCCUAGGAAAAAGUCUCUCCCUAUCUAACCGUCUGAUUAUUUUAUAUGUUUCAAUUAAGUCACCUCUCAACCUUCUUCUCUCUAAUGAAAACAGCCUCAAGUCCAUCAGCCUUUCCUCGUAAGACCUCCCCUCCAUACCAGGCAACAUCCUAGUAAAUCUCCUCUGCACCCUUUCCAAAGCUUCCACAUUCUUCUUAUAACGCGGUGACCAGAACUGUACACAAUACUCCAAGUGUAGCCGCACCAGAGUUUUGUACAGCUUCACCAUAACCUCUUGGUUGCGGAACUCGAUCCCUCUAUUGUUAAAAGCUAAAACACUGUAUGCCUUCUUAACAGCCCUGUCAACCUGGGUGGCAACUUUCAAGGAUCUGUGUACAUGGACACCGAGAUCUCUCUGCUCAUCUACACUACUAAGAAUCUUACCAUUAGCCCAGUACUUUGCCUUCUGGUUACUCCUACCAAAGUGCAUUACCUCACACUUGUCCGCAUUAAACUCCAUUUGCCACCUCUCAGCCCAGCUCUGCAGCUUAUCUAUGUCUCUCUGCAACCUACAGCAUCCUUCGUCACUAUCCACAACUCCACCGACCUUAGUGUCGUCUGCAAAUUUAUGAACCCAUCCUUCUACGCCCUCAUCCAGGUCAUUUAUAAAAAUGACAAACAGCAGUGGACCCAACACUGACCCUUGCGGUACACCACUGGUAACUGGUCUCCAGGAUGAACAUUUCCCAUCAACUACCACCCUCUGUCUUCUUUCAACAAGCCAGAUGUCACAAUUAAUUUUACUGAAUAUAGGCAGGAGGGUAAACAUUUAGCCCAAUACUCUUGGAGUAUUAGAAGACUUCUCUGCAUGAACAAUAUAACAUAGGAAAGGAAUAAAAUUGACAGAAAUCAAUAGAAAAGUUUAAUGGUUUCAUUAAUUUUUACUAUAUCAUGAUUCCAAGAUUUUGUUUUGUGUAAUGGAUAUACUUUAAUAAGACUUUAUGCUGGUAGACCUUCUUGCUAUCUUCAUUAAGCAUCAACUUGAUUGGACAUCAAAGAAUUCCUCCAUAUUAAUUUUUUCUUCAUGCAAUUAGUUUCUUAUUUUUGUGUAAAAGAAAAGUUCAUUCAUGCUUAAUGAGCUGAAAGACUUUUUUGACUAUCACUGCAGGAAAACACUGAUUUGAAUUUAUAUCUACAUAAGUGUUCAUACCUUCUCUUGUGAGGUAUGAAAGAGGAGAGAAGGGAGAGUAAAACAAAUUAAAUAGAAUGUUGGUUGCCUGGCUAUGCUGUUGGUACAUAAUAUAAAUCUGACAUUUUUAUAGGUUACUUUUAUUGGUUACUUUCACCUUAUAAAUACAUUUGUAAAGAUGGUUAUAAAUGUGUUAAGUU
Stegostoma tigrinum is the source of this 5367-nucleotide messenger RNA. It is a transcript of the gene lrrcc1, whose product is annotated as leucine rich repeat and coiled-coil centrosomal protein 1. The record is from RefSeq and is a predicted model, not a curated record. Gene Ontology annotation, molecular function: protein binding. Gene Ontology annotation, cellular component: centrosome; cytoplasm. NCBI's taxonomy places the organism in Eukaryota, Metazoa, Chordata, Chondrichthyes, Orectolobiformes, Stegostomatidae. The transcript has 20 exons. The coding region runs from base 436 to 3519 and encodes 1027 amino acids.